This is a messenger RNA of Camelus dromedarius (Arabian camel), 5867 nucleotides long. RefSeq names its product nuclear speckle splicing regulatory protein 1 (gene NSRP1). Gene Ontology annotation, biological process: regulation of alternative mRNA splicing, via spliceosome. Lineage: Eukaryota; Metazoa; Chordata; Mammalia; Artiodactyla; Camelidae. The transcript has 7 exons. Bases 35 to 1720 code for a protein of 561 amino acids. The record is from RefSeq and is a predicted model, not a curated record.
GGCGUCGGCCACGUUCAGCGGAGACGGGAGCAAGAUGGCGAUUCCGGGCAGGCAGUAUGGGCUUAUUUUGCCAAAGAAAGUACAGCAGUUGCACCCUGUUUUGCAAAAACCUUCAGUGUUUGGGAAUGAUUCUGAUGAUGAUGAUGAUGAGACUUCUGUCAGUGAAAGCCUUCAGAGAGAAGCUGCUAAGAAGCAAGCAAUGAAACAGACCAAACUGGAAAUCCAGAAGGCCCUUGCAGAAGAUUCUACUGUAUAUGAAUAUGACAGUAUUUAUGAUGAAAUGCAGAAAAAAAAGGAAGAAAGUAAUCCCAAAUUGCUUUUGGGAAAAGACCGAAAGCCUAAGUAUAUUCACAACUUACUAAAAGCAGUUGAGAUCAGAAAGAAGGAACAGGAAAAAAGAAUGGAAAAGAAAAUACAGAGAGAACGAGAAAUGGAAAAGGGAGAAUUUGAUGAUAAAGAGGCAUUUGUAACAUCUGCUUAUAAGAAAAAACUGCAAGAAAGAGCUGAAGAGGAGGAAAGAGAAAAGAGGGCUGCUGCACUUGAAGCACGUUUGGAUGUAACCAAGCAGAGAGAUCUCAGUGGAUUUUAUAGGCAUCUAUUAAAUCAAGCAGUUGGUGAAGAGGAAGUACCUACAUGUAGUUUUCGUGAAGCCAGGUCUGGGAUAAAAGAAGAGAAAUCAAAGGGAUAUUCCGAUGAAGUUAGUUCAGAGAAUAGAAUACCUCAUGAGAAAUGCAUUCUCCAAACUGUUGUGAAAGUAGAGGAAAAUCCAGAUGCAGACAGUGACUUUGAUGCUAAGAGCAGUGAGGAUGAUGAAAUGGAAGGAAAUAAUCAAGCGAACUGCAGAAGGGGAAAGGGCACAGAGACCUUAAAAAAUGACUCCAAGCAUCACAGGAAUCAUACCCACUCACAGUCAUCUAGUGAAGAAAGAGAGCAUGGUACCAAACACCACUCCAAAAGUUCCAAGUCAAGAGGACAUGAGAAAAAGGAAGAUCAGCACCAAGAGAGACAAUCCAGGGACCAGGACAACUAUUACAUUGACCAGGAUUACCGAAAAGAAAGGAAGGAUUCCCAUAAUCACAGAGAGGCCAGUUACAGAGAUUCCCACUGGAAGAGGCAUGAACAGGAAGAUAGACUGAGGGGAAGAGAUGCAAAAGAAAGAAAUGACAGGGAAUGGAAAAGGGAGAAAGACAGGGAGAAAUACCCCUCAAGAGAACAAGGAAGAGAUAGACAACGAAAUGAUUAUGACCAACACAGUGAGAAAGGAGGAGAGAAGGAAGAGAAAAGCAAAGAAAAGGAAGAAUAUACGAAAGCAAGGAAACAAAGAUAUGAAAACAGUGAUAAAUACAGAGAUAGAGAAAGACGAGAAGUAAGUUUUCAAUCUUCAGAAAGAAAUCGAGACAGAAAGGAAAGCAGCCCGAAUUCUAGGGCAAAGGAUAGGUUUCUUAACCAGGAAAGAGCCAGUAAAAUGAGAAACAUGGAGAAAGACAAAGAAAGAAACCCAGAGAAACCCUCUACUUCUGAAACAUCCCUGGGAACAAAACACAGAAUCUCUGAGGAAUGUCAGGAGACGGUCAAAGAACAAGAGAGGCCACCUGAGACAGUGAACAAGUUUGCAAAGCGGAGCAACGAAGAAACCGUAAUGUCAGCAAGAGACAGAUACUUGGCCCGGCAAAUGGCACGAGUUAACGCAAAGACAUAUAUUGAGAAAGAAGAUGAUUGAUGACUGCCCCAGCAGAAAGACCUGUGGAAGUGCAGAAAAUUAUAACUCCUGGAACGUGCUGUGUGAACACAUACAUGAGUGUGUUAACAGUGGUUGAGUGAGAGGCUAUUUUAAAAUACAUUUUCAAAAUUCAUUUUGGUUUAGGUGUAAGUCAAAAGUCAAUCCUUUUAUCUUGAUUGUUUGACUAAAUUGAAAUAUAAUAUUUACUUAUCAAUACCACAUUCUUGGUUGUAUUCAAGCAACCUAAAUUCCCACAGGUACUUAAUGAAGAAAAUUGGCUCUACUACAACCAUUAAAAGAUAAUUUAAACAACUUUCCUCAUGUUUGUUGCGGGAGCUAUUUGUUUUAUAAGUAAUUGUGUUUCAGAUAAAAAUAUGUGGAUUUGAACAGAGAAUAUUGUUACACUUUGUGUUCUAAAAUUUGUAAAAGUGUGAAAUACAGAUCACACAUCUUGCCUAAGUAACUUUUUAGCUAACAGCAUACUUGUCUUAAGUUAAAAUAAAAAUAGUGAUAUAUUUGUACAUUAAUUGAUGCUUUUAUUGUAUUUUAAAAGUUAUGUCACUCAUGUCAUACCAUAAUUCCUCUUUUUUUAAGUUAAAAAUCAUUUUAAUUCUGAAACCCCAGCAAGUUAAUAAGUUGGUUAUGUUAUAAAUCAGUUUUAGUUAAGGGUGAAAAGAUGGAGAUACUCAGCCUAAAUGAAAUUAGCUGAAGAUCCAGGUGGCCUAUUUAUGAAGAUGUCUUGUUUAAUAUACUCUAAAAAAAAUAGUACAACUUAUUAGCGGUUCCAUUUACGUAUCAAAAUAAAACAAAUUUUUGUACCAAGUCUUUGAAACUUACCAUUGGAAAUUAUAUACUGUAAAUAAUUUAUUCAUAGGAAAACGAUGAAUGCUAUGGAAAAAAUAGUUCUUUAACAGGUCUUCCCAUUAAGAAAGUGCUGUUUAUAUCUUUCAAACUUUAUCAUGAAGAGUUACUACAUUGCCUUAUUUUAGAAGGAUAAACAUAAUUUAGUAAGAAUAUUGACCUUUAGAAAAAAUAUGUAUAUUAAGGAUCAAAUUUAGCGUUCAUAAAUCAUUUUAUUACACUCUUAAAACCAGAAAGGAAAAAUAACAAGAAAGCUAAUACCUGUAUCUCUUGACUAACUCAUUAAAUAUCAGUUACAUCCUAAUAGUUUAAAAUAGAUCAGUGACAGUGACAAACACUUCAAAGGCACUGACUUAGUAUAUACAGAGGGGUGUAGAAUAAUGUAACUAUGAAAACGUUAGGGUGAAAUCAUGGAAGACCAUAAGUGACAGGCUAAAAAUCUUCAACUUUGGUAAAGAAUUUGACUCCUUUGUUAGGGUUGUCGUAACUAAAGCCAUAUAUUGGGAAGAUUAAUUUGACCAUAGUAUGCAAGAUAAAGUCUAGGAGGGAGAGGCUGGAGUUGGAGCGAUCUGAUAAGAAACUUGGUUUCCCUCUUCUAGUGUUCAGAGACUUAAAACAAAGCAGCUUGGAUGGUUUAGAUAGGGAAAGUUAUAUGUAACUUUAAAAAAAAUUAAGUAUGAUUGAUUUACAGUCUUGUGUUAGUUUCAGGUGUACAGCAUAGUGAUUCAGUUUUUUUUUCAGAUUAUAUUGUAUAAUAGAUUAUAAGAUACUGAAUAUAGUUCCCUGUGCUAUACAGAAAAUUCUUGUUGCUUAUCUAUUUUGUGUACUGUAGUUUGUAUCUGUUUUCCUAUACUUCUAAUUUGUCUCUCCCAUCCACUCUUUUUCCCUUUAGUAACCAUAAGCUUGUUUCCUAGGUCUGUGGGUCUUUCUGUUUUGUAUAUAGAGUCAUUUGUAUUAUUUUUUAGAUUCCACAUACAAGUGAUAUCAUAUAUUAUUUGUCUUUCUCCGUCUGACUUACUUCAGUAAGCAUAAUCUUAGUCCAUCCACGUUGCUGUGAAUGGCAAUGUUUAAUUUUUUAUAAUAUUCUAUUGUGUAUAUAUACCACAUCUUAAGCCAGUCUGUUGAUGGACAGUUGGGUUGUUUCCAUGUUGUGGCUAUUAUAAAUAGUGUUGCUAUGAACAUUGAGGUCCAUGUAUCUUUUUGAAUUAGAGUUCUUGUUUUUUCCAGGUAUAUAUCCAGGAAUGAGAUUGCUGGAUCAUAUGGUAACUCUAUUAUGCAUUACUUUUAUUAACCAAGUUUGACAUGAACUCAAGGAGAAGCUGCAAAUUAAGGGUUUCUUCUAACUCCUUCCCCAGAUAUUUUUUUGUCUCUUUGGCAUUCUUUUUCCCCUUUUCUGGGAUCAGUGCCUUGAUUUUCCCUUAAGAAAGUACCCCUUCACUACUUAGUCCAGUGAUUCAAAUGGGGCUGAACAGGUUCCAGGAAAGGUACGUGACUCAAGCUAGGCCAGUUCUGAGACUUGUCAGAAGUUAAAGAGACGUUUUCCACUAGCAUUCUGGACUGUGAAGAUGAAUUAAGUCCAGAAUUGCAUAGGGAAAUGAGUGCCUGACUGCCUGACAGAAUAAAGCCUACACAAAAGAAAGCAGAAAUGAGAGGAGAGAAGGACAAAGACCUGAUGAUUGCUUUUGAACCUCUGGCUCUAGUGGAGCAUUUAUAUUUUUAGAUAUUUAAACCAAUACUUCUCUCUUGGGCCAGUUUGAAUUGGAUUUCUGUAGCCCAAAAAGCCCUAUUUGAUAGAACAAGGUUCUACUUCUGACAAAUCUAUGUCUAAGUUUACCAGAACAUUCUUACAAGCUUUUAAAAAUUACAACAUGUAUAAAGAAAAGUGCACUUAUCAUGAGUAUUUAGUUUAAUGGAUCUACACAGGGAAUACAUCCAGUUCAGAAAGAGAACAUUACCUGUACCACAGAAGCUCCCCUUGAAACCACUUCCCAGCCUGCUCCCGUUGACUUUUAACACCAUAGAUUAGUUUUGCUUGUUUUCUAGAUUUAUCCUUCUACUGUUGUUGAACAUGGAGUUGCUUCCAUUUGGGGGUUAUUAUGAAUAACACUUCCGGAAACAUUCUUGUAUUUGGCUUCUAUGUACAUAUAUAUGUUUUGACUGGAUAAUUCCUAGAAAUGGAAUCACUGAUCCAUAGGGUAUGCUUAUUUUCAGCUUUAGUAGGUAUUGUCAAUCAGUAUUCCAAAAUAAACUCCAUCAGAUGAUAUAUGAGGGCUCCAGUUGCUUCACAUUCUUGCUUACACUUGUAAUUGUUUAUGUUUUGUGUUUUGUUUGCCUUUUAAUUUUAGCCAUUCUGAUGGGCAUGAUAACUCAUGGUUUUAUUUUGGGGUUCCCUGAUGGCUAUCAUUUGUUAGCAUUUGGAUAUCUCCUUUUUGAAGAAUUCUUUUCCUUUUGCCUAUUUUUUUGAGGUAGGACUACUUGCCUUUUUUCUCAUGACCUGUACUCAUUUAUAUAUUCUGGAUAGUUGUUUGUCUUUGCAAGUAACUUCUCCCCACUAUGGCUUGCCUUUUCAGUCUUAAUGGUAUCUUUUAGCAAACAGAAAUCUUUAAUUUUGAUGAAGUCCAACUUAAAAGUUAAGUAAAAUUUAAAUUCCUCAGUUGCACUAGACACAUUUGAAGUGCUCAAUAACCACAGGAAGCGAGGGGCUACCAUAAUGGAAAAUGCAGAUUUAUAGAACAUUUCUGUCACUGCAGAAAGUUCUGGACAACACUCCUCUAGAUCUACCAUACACCUGGAGUGAGUUUCUGUGUGUGGUGUAAUACAAGGAUUAAGAUUCUUUCCAUAUAGAUAUCAAGUAGACAUGGCAGUGAAUAAAAAUUUGUUCAAACUAAUACCACAAUGAAUACCAUUAUACAUCCACUAGGAAUGGCAAAAAUGUUGAGAAAAUAUCAAGUGUUGGUGAGGAUGUGAAGCAAGAGUAAGUAUGUAUGUAUGUUUCUAGUGGCAGGUAAAGUGGUACGACCUUUUUGGAAAACAGUUUGGCUUUACGUAGUAAUACUGAUGCCGCAUGUUUGUCUUCCACAGGUGCACCAGGAAUAUUCAUAAUAGUGUUUUCACCAAACUGGAAAUAAUCCAAAUGUCCAUCAGUAGUAAAUGAACCUGGUAUGUAUGUAUACACACAAUACAGUGAAAUGAAUAUACCAGAGAUACAGCUGGGAUGAAUUUCACAGUGGUGUAAGAAACAAGUAAUCCGUAUAGUUUACAUUAAAAAAAAAAAAAAAAGGCAAAA